Populus nigra (black poplar) is the source of this 2764-nucleotide messenger RNA. RefSeq names its product G-type lectin S-receptor-like serine/threonine-protein kinase At4g27290. Lineage: Eukaryota; Viridiplantae; Streptophyta; Magnoliopsida; Malpighiales; Salicaceae. Gene Ontology annotation, molecular function: ATP binding; protein serine/threonine kinase activity. The record is from RefSeq and is a predicted model, not a curated record. The transcript is spliced from 7 exons. Gene Ontology annotation, biological process: recognition of pollen; protein phosphorylation. The coding region runs from base 161 to 2629 and encodes 822 amino acids.
CCAUACUGCACUUCUAUAAUGGCAUUUGCUACUUUCUGUAGCUUUCUCAGUAGAUUAUUUCAAGGGCUUGAAUCUCCCUUCUUCCAUUUUCUUUCCAUUGGUUAUUUUACAUCCUGGUCAAAAAUAGUUUGGCACUGCAUCCAAAACCAUGUGAAUAUCAAUGGAUUGCUUUAGCGUGCUUCUUUUUUGCUCCUCUUUGUUGCUGAUUAUAAUACCAUCCACAGCAGUUGACUCCAUAAAUACAACUCAAUCAUUUAAAGAUGGGGAUUCCAUUGUUUCAGCUAGUGGAAGCUUUAAACUGGGAUUUUUCAGCUUCGGCAGCUCCAUCAACCGUUACUUGGGUAUAUCGUACAACCAAAUAUCUACCACGACUAUAGUUUGGGUUGCUAACAGAGGAACCCCGCUUAAUGAUUCUUCAGGUGUUUUAAGGAUUACUAGCCAAGGAAUUCUUAUCCUUGCUGAUCAAAGUGGGAGCACAAUAUGGUCUUCCAACUCAUCAAGGUCUGCGAGAAAUCCGAUUGCGCAGCUUUUGGAUUCAGGAAACCUUGUUGUGAAAGAGGAGGGUGAUGGUAACCUGGAAAAUUCCUUGUGGCAGAGUUUUGACUAUCCGGGCGAUACGUUCCUGCCAGAGAUGAAGCUUGGAAGGAAUAAAGUAACAAGUCUGGAUCGGUACGUAUCAUCAUGGAAGUCAGUUGAUGACCCUUCUAGAGGUAAUUAUACUUUCAGACUUGAUCCUGCUGCAUAUUCUGAGUUAAUUAUGAGAGAGGGCUCAAGCGAGAGGUUUCGGUCCGGACCAUGGAAUGGUAUGCGGUUCAGUGGUACUCCUCAACUGAAACCAAAUCCAAUAUACACAUACAGAUUCGUUUAUGAUGGUGAUGAGGAAUACUACACCUAUAAGCUUGUUAACAGCUCAUUUCUUUCAAGGAUGGUGAUAAACCAGAAUGGUGCUAUCCAGCGCUUCACCUGGAUUGAUCGAACGCAAUCUUGGGAACUUUAUCUUUCAGUGCAAACUGAUAAUUGCGAUCGUUAUGCACUUUGUGGUGCAUAUGCCACCUGUAGUAUCAACAACUCCCCUGUAUGUGGUUGUUUGAAAGGAUUUUCUCCAAAUGUUUCUAAAGACUGGGACACAAUGGAUUGGUCAAGUGGUUGUGUUAGAAAGACUCCAUUGAAUUGUUCUGAAGAUGGGUUUCGAAAGUUCUCUGGCGUAAAGUUGCCUGAAACAAGAAAAUCCUGGUUUAACAGGACCAUGAGUCUUGACGAGUGCAGAAGCACAUGCCUGAAGAACUGCUCCUGUACAGCUUAUGCAAAUUUGGACAUCAGCAUUAAUGGAGGGAGUGGAUGCUUGCUCUGGUUAGGUGACCUGGUUGAUAUGAGACAGAUCAAUGAAAAUGGGCAAGAUAUUUAUAUAAGGAUGGCUGCAUCAGAACUAGAAAAAGCUGGUUCCGCAGAGGCCAAAUCCAAAGAGAAAAAACGAACGUGGAGCAUAAUAAUUUCUGUGUUAUCUAUAGCAGUGGCCUUCAGUCUAGCCUUGAUCCUGCUUGUCCGGAGAAAGAAGAUGCUGAAAAACAGAAAAAAGAAAGAUAUUCUGGAACCAAGUCAAAAUAACCAGGGCGAGGAGGAAGAUCUAAAAUUGCCCUUGUUUGAUUUAAGUACGAUGUCUCGUGCCACCAACGACUUUUCUCCGGCCAAUAUACUCGGAGAAGGUGGUUUUGGAACUGUCUAUCAGGGAAAGCUAAACGAUGGACAAGAAAUAGCUGUGAAGAGGCUUUCAAAGACUUCAAAACAAGGACUCGAUGAAUUCAAAAACGAAGUCUUGCAUAUUGUGAAACUUCAGCAUCGAAAUCUAGUGAAGCUUCUAGGUUGCUGCAUUGAAGGUGAUGAAACGAUGCUGAUCUAUGAGAUGAUGCCCAACAAAAGCUUGGACUUCUUUAUCUUCGAUAAAACAAGGGACAAGGUACUAGACUGGCCUCAACGCUUCCACAUUAUCAAUGGGAUUGCUCGGGGACUCCUUUAUCUUCACCAAGAUUCGAGACUAAGAAUAAUUCACAGAGAUCUGAAAGCCAGCAACAUUUUAUUAGAUCAUGAAAUGAACCCAAAAAUUUCUGAUUUUGGCCUGGCUAGAAGUGUCGGAGGAAACGAAACUGAAGCCAAUACAAAUAAGGUGGUGGGAACAUAUGGCUACAUAGCACCAGAGUAUGCAAUUGAUGGACUCUACUCUGUGAAAUCAGAUGUCUUCAGCUUUGGUGUAAUGGUGCUAGAGAUAGUGAGUGGCAAGAGAAAUAAAGGAUUUUGUCAUCCAGACCACAAGCAGAACCUUCUCGGACAUGCAUGGAGACUAUUUACAGAAGGCAGGUCCUCAGAGCUUAUUUCAGAAUCAAUUGUAGAAUCAUGCAAUUUCUAUGAAGUACUGCGUUCGAUACAUAUAGGUCUAUUAUGUGUGCAACGCAGUCCGAGAGAUAGGCCAAGCAUGUCAACAGUGGUUAUGAUGUUGGGCAGUGAAAGUGAAUUGCCUCAGCCGAAAGAACCUGGUUUUUUUACCACAAGGGACGUUGGUAAAGCAACUUCUUCAUCAACUCAGAGCAAGGUUUCAGCAAAUGAAGUCACCAUGACACAACUAGAAGCAAGAUAGUUCACUCUUUUGUAAUGGUAGUUUUUCUGCUUUUCAUACCUGGGACUUAAUCUGUUAUAGAAACUACUCCAUGGUUUUCUGUCUUUUGUUCUCUCAUUCAGAAAUUAUUUAGUUAUAUUAUCAUUUGUAUAGGCA